AUGGGUUCUGGCAUCCAAGAAGACAUGGUAAAGGAUUUCGCGGGUUGGGGAGACAAUGUUACGAGCAUUAUGUCUCUUAUGGAAAAGUUCGACGUUUGGGCCUUGUUUAGACACCCACCGGCGCCAACAUACUACAAAGGCAGGCUAUGUCUUCUUGGAGAUGCGGCACAAGCUUCGACGCCCCAUGAAGAAGCUGGCGCAGGUCAGGCUAUUGAAGAUGCCUUUAUUUUAUCACACUUAUUUGGUCAAGUCCACUCUGCGGCUGAUAUUACGCAAGCUUUCAAAGCCUACGAUGCUGUACGAAGGCCACGGAGCCAACGUGUAGUAACAACAAGUAAAGAGGCUGGUUGUUUAUACGAAAUGGAGGAUGAAGAGGUUCGAAGUGAUCUGGAUAAGGCAAGGGAAAAUUUGCUAGCCCGAGUGGAUAUGGGAAAACGAUUUGAACUCACAGUUUAG
This is a messenger RNA of Pseudogymnoascus destructans, 456 nucleotides long. RefSeq lists its product as uncharacterized. Gene Ontology annotation, biological process: secondary metabolite biosynthetic process. The record is from RefSeq and is a predicted model, not a curated record. Lineage: Eukaryota; Fungi; Ascomycota; Leotiomycetes; Thelebolales; Thelebolaceae. Bases 1 to 456 code for a protein of 151 amino acids. Gene Ontology annotation, molecular function: FAD binding. The transcript has 2 exons.